Messenger RNA from Rotaria sp. Silwood2, 222 nucleotides. The record is from the annotation of a GenBank genome assembly. NCBI's taxonomy places the organism in Eukaryota, Metazoa, Rotifera, Eurotatoria, Philodinida, Philodinidae.
AUGUUAUGUCAUCAAGCAGCAGAAAUGGCCACAGUUUCAGAAAACGAAUCAGCUAAUGCAUCGAUUGAAAACACAGAAUGGAACGAUAUCACAGGUGAAUCAGCAACAGCAUUAGUUCCACGCAAAGUUAUACUCGAUGUUGAAGGUGAAAAAUUUCAUACCAGUGUUGAGACAUUAACACGUACAGAAAAUACUUUUUUCACAGAACUUUUCUCUAAGUAA